Parastagonospora nodorum SN15 is the source of this 189-nucleotide messenger RNA. RefSeq lists its product as hypothetical. NCBI's taxonomy places the organism in Eukaryota, Fungi, Ascomycota, Dothideomycetes, Pleosporales, Phaeosphaeriaceae. Bases 1 to 189 code for a protein of 62 amino acids. The transcript is spliced from 2 exons. The record is from RefSeq and is a predicted model, not a curated record.
AUGGCUAUCGUUGUCACAAAUACUGUGUACAUGGACAAGCGAAAGAACCUUGAGGCCACAAUGGAUCGAGGCCUCACGGUAGCUUGGAUACUAGCAAAGCACCACGCGCAAGGAAUCACCCGCCCGCAGCUCACGCUGCAAAGGGCACAUCAAGCAUGCAACUUCUACCUUGGCGCCAUGGCGAUGUAG